CAGGCGGCAGUGCCGGCCGGGAUCUCACUGAGCCAGCAGCCGGGCGCGAGAGCCACAAGCCCCGGAGCCCGUGCCCUCGAGCUCAGUGCGGUGGCCCGCCUGCCCACCAGCCCGCGUCUCACCCUGUGCCGCGGGUGCCUCUUGGGCCUCCUCCCUGUGCCCCGCCCGUCACCCGUGCCUCCCGGGCUCUGGCAGCCAUGGUGGCGGGUAUGCUCAUGCCGCUGGACCAGCUGCGGGCCAUCUAUGAGGUGCUCUUCCGUGAAGGCGUGAUGGUGGCCAAGAAGGAUCGGCGGCCCCGCAGCCUGCACCCUCACGUCCCUGGCGUCACCAACCUGCAGGUCAUGCGCGCCAUGGCCUCCCUGCGGGCCCGGGGCCUGGUGCGAGAGACCUUCGCCUGGCGCCACUUUUACUGGUACCUCACCAAUGAGGGCAUUGUCCACCUGCGCCAGUACCUGCACCUGCCGCCGGAGAUCGUGCCCGCCUCUCUGCAGCGCGUGCGCCGCCCCGUUGCCAUGGUGAUGCCCGCGCGGCGCACCCCCCACGUGCAGUCUGUGCAGGGUCCCCUGGGCUGCCCGCCAAAGUGGGGGCCGGUGCCCGCAGAGGACCCUGCCUGUGAGGAGCGGCGGGUGUACCGUCGGAAGGAGCCUGAGGAGGGGGCACCUGAGCCCCCUGUGGUGCCCGCCACCGCCCCAGGGAACCUGGUGAGGCCUGGCCCGGAGCCUGCCCCAGCCACAGAUGAACGGGACCGUGUGCAGAAGAAAACCUUCACCAAGUGGGUCAACAAACACCUUAUCAAGGCCCAGAGACACAUCAGCGACCUGUAUGAAGAUCUCCGUGAUGGCCACAACCUCAUCUCCCUCCUGGAGGUGCUCUCUGGGGACAGCCUGCCCCGGGAGAAGGGGAGGAUGCGCUUCCACAAGCUGCAGAAUGUUCAGAUUGCCCUGGACUACCUCCGACACCGCCAGGUGAAGCUAGUGAACAUCAGGAACGAUGACAUCGCUGACGGCAACCCCAAGCUGACCCUCGGCCUGAUCUGGACAAUCAUCCUGCACUUCCAGAUCUCCGACAUCCAGGUGAGUGGACAGUCAGAGGACAUGACGGCCAAGGAGAAGCUCUUGCUGUGGUCCCAGCGCAUGGUGGAGGGCUACCAGGGCCUGCACUGCGACAACUUCACGUCCAGCUGGCGGGACGGGCGCCUCUUCAACGCCAUCAUUCACCGGCACAAACCCAUGCUCAUCGAUAUGAACAAAGUGUAUCGUCAGACCAAUCUGGAGAACCUGGACCAGGCCUUCUCUGUGGCGGAGCGGGACCUGGGGGUGACACGGCUCCUGGACCCUGAGGACGUGGACGUCCCUCAGCCCGACGAGAAGUCCAUCAUCACCUACGUGUCCUCCCUGUACGACGCCAUGCCGCGAGUGCCUGACGUGCAGGAUGGCGUGAAGGCCAACGAGCUGCAGCUGCGCUGGCAGGAGUACCGGGAGCUGGUGGUGCUGCUGUUGCAGUGGGUCCGACACCACACCGCGGCCUUCGAGGAGCGCAGGUUCCCCUCCAGCUUUGAGGAGAUUGAGAUUCUGUGGUGCCAGUUCCUGAAGUUUAAGGAGACGGAGCUUCCAGCCAAGGAGGCGGACAAGAACCGGUCCAAGGGCAUCUACCAGUCCCUGGAGGGUGCGGUGCAAGCAGGCCAGCUGAAGGUGCCCCCUGGCUACCACCCGCUGGACGUGGAGAAGGAGUGGGGCAAGCUGCACGUGGCCAUUCUGGAACGGGAGAAGCAGCUCCGCAGCGAGUUUGAGAGGCUGGAGUGUCUUCAACGCAUCGUGAGCAAACUGCAGAUGGAGGCUGGGCUGUGCGAGGAGCAGCUGAACCAUGCAGACGCCCUGCUGCAGUCGGAUGUCCGACUGCUGGCAGUGAACAAGGCACCACAGCGGGCGGCCGAGGUGGAGCGGGACCUGGACAAGGCAGACGGCAUGAUCCGGCUGCUGUUCAAUGAUGUGCAGACGCUCAAGGAUGGGCGGCACCCGCAGGGAGAGCAGAUGUACCGCAGGGUGUACCGCCUGCACGAGCGCCUGGUGGCCAUCCGGACCGAGUACAACCUCCGGUUGAAGGCGGGCGUAGCUGCCCCCGUGACCCAGGUGUCGGUGCAGACCGCGCAGAGGCGCCCCGAGCUUGAGGAUGCCACGCUGCGCUACCUGCAGGACCUGCUGGCCUGGGUGGAGGAGAACCAGCGGCGGGUGGAUGGUGCUGAGUGGGGCGGGGACCUGCCCAGUGUGGAGGCCCAGCUGGGCAGCCACCGUGGCCUGCACCAGUCCAUCGAGGAGUUCCGGGCCAAGAUUGAGCGGGCGCGAGCCGACGAGGGCCAGCUCGCCCCGGCUCCCCGGGGCGCCUACAGAGACUGCCUGGGCCGGCUGGACCUGCACUACGCCAAGCUGCUGAACUCCUCCAAGGCCCGUCUGCGGUCCCUGGAGAGCCUGCAUGGCUUUGUGGCCGCCGCCACCAAGGAGCUGAUGUGGCUCAGUGAGAAGGAGGAGGAGGAGGUGGGCUUCGACUGGGGGGAGCACAACUCCAACAUGGCCGCCAAGAAGGAGAGCUACUCGGCCCUGAUGCGUGAGCUGGAGCUGAAGGAGAAGAAAAUCAAGGAGAUUCAGAGCACCGGGGACCGGCUGCUGCGGGAGGGGCACCCUGCUCGGCCUACGGUGGAGUCCUUCCAGGCGGCCCUGCAGACCCAGUGGAGCUGGAUGCUUCAGCUGUGCUGCUGUAUCGAGGCUCACCUGAAGGAGAACACAGCCUAUUUCCAGUUCUUCUCGGAUGUGCGGGAGACCGUGGAGCAGCUCCGGAAGCUGCAAGAGACUCUCCGCAGGAAGUACACCUGUGACCGCUCCUCCACCGUCACGCGUCUGGAAGACCUGCUGCAGGAUGCCCAGGAUGAGAAGGAACAACUGAACGAGUACAGGGCACACCUCUCAGGUCUGGCUAAGCGGGCCAAGGCCAUCGUGCAGCUGAAGCCCCGAAACCAAGCCCACCCUGUGCGGGGUCGCGUGCCCCUGCUGGCUGUGUGUGACUACAAGCAGGUGGAGGUGACCGUGCACAAAGGGGACGAGUGUCAGCUGGUGGGCCCUGCACAGCCAUCCCACUGGAAGGUGCUCAGCAGCUCUGGCAGUGAGGCCGCCGUGCCCUCUGUGUGCUUCCUUGUGCCUCCGCCCAAUCAGGAGGCCCAGGAGGCCGUCACCAGGCUGGAGGCCCAGCACCAGGCCCUGGUUGCGCUGUGGCACCAGCUGCACGUGGACAUGAAGAGUCUCCUGGCGUGGCAGAGCCUCAGCCGGGACAUGCAGCUCAUCCGCUCCUGGUCCUUGGUCACGUUCCGAACGCUGAAGCCGGAGGAGCAGCGGCAAGCCCUGCGCAGCCUGGAGCUCCACUACCAGGCCUUCCUGCGGGACAGUCAGGACGCUGGCGGCUUUGGGCCUGAGGACCGGCUGCAGGCUGAGCGCGAGUACAGCUCCUGCAGUCGCCAUUACCAGCAGUUGCUGCAGAGCAUGGAGCAGGGUAGGCGGUGGGCAGGCCUGGCUGGGGGUCAGCGCCUCCUGUCCUUGCUUUCUUCUCAGAAAGCGCAAGCUGAGGUGGAGGGGCUGGGCAAGGGUGUUGCCCGGCUCUCUGCCGAGGCCGAGAAGGUCCUGGCCCUGCCCGAGCCGUCACCCGCUGCCCCCACUCUGCGCUCAGAGCUGGAGCUGACCCUGGGCAAACUGGAGCAGGUCCGCAGCCUGUCUGCCAUCUACCUGGAGAAGCUCAAGACCAUCAGCCUGGUGAUCCGAAGCACACAGGGGGCGGAGGAAGUGCUCAAGGCCCAUGAGGACCAGCUCAAGGAGGCCCAGGCCGUGCCUGCCACCCUCCCAGAGCUUGACGCCACCAAGGCUGCGCUGAAGAAGCUGCGGGUCCAAGCGGAAGCACAGCAACCAGUGUUUGACGCCCUGAGGGACGAGUUGCGGGGGGCUCAGGAGGUGGGUGAGCGGCUGCAGCGGCAGCAUGGCGAGCGGGACGUGGAGGUGGAACGCUGGCGCGAGCGGGUUGCCCCACUCCUGGAGCGCUGGCAGGCUGUGCUGGCCCAGACCGACGUGAGGCAGCGUGAGCUCGAACAGCUGGGCCGCCAGCUUCGUUACUACCGUGAGAGCGCAGACCCGCUGGACGCCUGGCUGCAGGACGCCAAGCAGCGGCAGGAGCAGAUCCAGGCCGUGCCUCUGGCCGACAGCCAGGCGGUGAGGGAGCAGCUGCGGCAGGAGAAGGCCCUGCUGGAGGAAAUCGAGCGGCACGGGGAGAAGGUGGAGGAGUGCCAGCGGCUGGCGAAACAGUACAUCAACGCCAUCAAGGAUUACGAGCUCCAGCUGGUCACAUACAAGGCACAGCUGGAGCCAGUGGCCUCCCCGGCCAAGAAGCCCAAGGUCCAGUCUGGGUCUGAGAGCAUCAUCCAGGAGUACGUGGACCUGCGCACGAGGUACAGCGAGCUGACCACACUCACAAGUCAGUACGUCAAGUUCAUCAGCGACACCCUGCGGCGCAUGGAGGAGGAGGAGAGGCUGGCUGAGCAGCAGCGGGCAGAGGAGCGCGAGCGGCUGGCCGAGGUGGAGGCCGCGCUGGAGAAGCAGCGGCAGUUGGCCGAGGCCCACGCCCAGGCGAAGGCGCAGGCAGAGCGGGAGGCACAGGAGCUGCAGCGACGCAUGCAGGAGGAGGUGGCGCGGCGGGAGGAGGCGGCGGUGGACGCACAGCAGCAGAAGCGAAGCAUUCAGGAGGAGCUGCAACACUUACGGCAGAGCUCGGAGGCCGAGAUCCAGGCGAAGGCCCGGCAGGUGGAGGCGGCCGAACGCAGCCGGCUGCGCAUCGAGGAGGAGAUUCGAGUGGUGCGCCUGCAGCUGGAGACCACCGAGCGCCAGCGGGGCGGGGCUGAGGGCGAGCUGCAGGCCCUGCGUGCGCGGGCGGAAGAGGCCGAGGCACAGAAGCGGCAGGCGCAGGACGAGGCGGAGCGCUUGCGGCGGCAGGUGCAAGAUGAGAACCAGCGCAAGCGGCAGGCGGAGGCCGAGCUGGCUCUGCGCGUGAAGGCGGAGGCCGACGCCGCCCGAGAAAAGCAGCGGGCCCUGCAGGCGCUGGAGGAGCUGCGGCUCCAGGCGGAGGAAGCGGAGCGGCGCCUGCGGCAGGCGGAGGCGGAGCGGGCGCGCCAGGUGCAGGUGGCCCUGGAGACGGCGCAGCGCAGCGCGGAGGCGGAGCUGCAGAGCAAGCGCGCCUCCUUCGCGGAGAAGACCGCGCAGCUGGAGCGCACCCUGCAGGAAGAGCACGUGGCCGUGGCGCAGUUACGCGAGGAGGCCGAGCGGGCGCAGCAGCAGGCGGAGGCUGAGCGCGCCCGGGAGGAGGCGGAGCAGGAGCUGGAGCGCUGGCGGCUGAAGGCCAAUGAGGCGCUGCGCCUGCGGCUGCAGGCAGAGGAGGUGGCCCAGCAGAAAAGCCUGGCGCAGGCUGAGGCGGAGAAGCAGAAGGAGGAGGCGGAGCGCGAGGCCCGGCGCCGGGGCAAGGCGGAAGAGCAGGCCGUGCGGCAGCGGGAGCUGGCCGAGCAGGAGCUGGAGAAGCAGCGGCAGCUGGCGGAGGGCACCGCUCAGCAGCGCCUGGUGGCGGAGCAGGAGCUGAUCCGGCUGCGGGCGGAGACGGAGCAGGGGGAGCAGCAGCGACAGCUGCUGGAGGAAGAGCUGGCGCGGUUGCAGCGCGAGGCGGCGGCUGCUACGCAGAAGCGCCAGGAGCUGGAGGCGGAGCUGGCCAAGGUGCGCGCCGAGAUGGAGGUGCUGCUGGCCAGCAAGGCGCGGGCCGAGGAGGAGUCGCGCUCCACCAGCGAGAAGUCCAAGCAGAGGCUGGAGGCCGAGGCCAGCCGAUUCCGCGAACUGGCCGAGGAGGCUGCCCGCCUGCGCGCCCUGGCCGAAGAGACCAAGCGGCAGCGGCAGCUGGCUGAGGAGGACGCUGCUCGGCAGCGGGCAGAGGCGGAGAGGGUGCUGGCCGAGAAGCUGGCCGCCAUCAGUGAGGCCACGAGGCUCAAGACCGAGGCGGAGAUCGCACUCAAGGAGAAGGAGGCGGAGAACGAGCGCCUGCGGCGGCUGGCGGAGGACGAGGCCUUCCAGCGGCGGCGGCUGGAGGAACAGGCGGCCCAGCACAAGGCGGACAUCGAGGAGCGGCUGGCGCAGCUGCGUAAGGCGUCUGAGAGCGAGCUGGAGCGGCAGAAGGGGCUGGUGGAGGACACGCUGCGGCAGCGGCGGCAAGUGGAGGAGGAGAUCCUGGCCCUGAAGGCGAGCUUCGAGAAGGCGGCUGCUGGCAAGGCGGAGCUGGAGCUGGAGCUGGGGCGCAUCCGCAGCGACGCCGAGGACACACUGCGCAGCAAGGAGCAGGCCGAGUUGGAGGCUGCGCGGCAGCGGCAGCUGGCAGCUGACGAGGAACAGCGGCGCCGGGAGGCCGAGGAGCGCGUGCAGAAGAGCCUGGCGGCUGAGGAGGAGGCCGCGCGGCAGCGCAAGUCCGCGCUGGAGGAGGUGGAGCGGCUCAAGGCCAAGGUGGAGGAGGCGCGGCGCCUGCGCGAGCGAGCGGAGCAGGAGUCGGCCCGGCAGCUGCAGCUGGCCCGGGAGGCCGCCCAGAAGCGGCUGCAGGCCGAGGAGAAGGCGCACGCCUUCGCGGUGCAGCAAAAGGAGCAGGAGCUGCAGCAGACGCUCCAGCAGGAGCAGAGCGUGCUGGAGCGGCUGCGGGGUGAGGCAGAGGCCGCGCAGCGGGCUGCCGAGGAGGCGGAGGCGGCCCGGGAGCGGGCCGAGAGGGAGGCAGCGCGGUCCCGGCGGCAGGUGGAGGAGGCGGAGCGGCUGAAGCAGCUGGCAGAAGAGCAGGCGCAGGCCCAGGCGCAGGCGCAGGCCGCCGCCGAGAAGCUGCGCAAGGAGGCGGAGCAGGAGGCUGCGCGGCGGGCGCAGGCGGAACAGGCUGCCCUGAAGCAGAAGCAGGUGGCCGAUGCCGAGAUGGAAAAGCACAAGAAGUUUGCCGAGCAGACCCUGCGGCAGAAGGCGCAGGUGGAGCAGGAGCUGACCACGCUGCGGCUGCAGCUGGAGGAGACGGACCACCAGAAAAGCAUCUUGGACGAGGAGCUGCAGCGGCUGAAGGCAGAGGUGACGGAGGCAGCCCGCCAGCGCAGCCAGGUAGAGGAGGAGCUCUUCUCCGUGCGCGUUCAGAUGGAGGAGCUGAGCAAGCUCAAGGCGCGCAUCGAGGCAGAGAACCGUGCGCUCAUCCUGAGAGACAAGGACAACACGCAGCGCUUCCUGCAGGAGGAGGCCGAGAAGAUGAAGCAGGUGGCAGAGGAGGCCGCCCGGCUGAGCGUGGCAGCCCAGGAGGCGGCCCGGCUGCGGCAGCUGGCCGAGGAGGAUCUGGCGCAGCAGCGGGCCCUGGCUGAGAAGAUGCUCAAAGAGAAGAUGCAGGCGGUGCAGGAGGCCACGCGCCUCAAGGCCGAGGCGGAGCUGCUGCAGCAGCAGAAGGAGCUGGCGCAGGAGCAGGCCCGGCAGCUGCAGGAGGACAAGGAGCAGAUGGCGCAGCAGCUGGCGCAGGAGACACAGGGUUUCCAGCGGACGCUGGAGGCGGAGCGGCAGCGGCAGCUGGAGAUGAGCGCCGAGGCUGAGCGCCUCAAGCUCCGCGUGGCCGAGAUGAGCCGGGCCCAGGCCCGUGCGGAGGAGGAUGCCCAGCGCUUCCGCAAGCAGGCGGAGGAGAUCGGUGAGAAGCUGCACCGCACCGAGCUCGCCACGCAGGAGAAGGUGACGCUGGUGCACACACUGGAGAUCCAGCGGCAGCAGAGCGACCACGACGCCGAGCGCCUGCGCGCGGCCAUCGCUGAGCUGGAGCGCGAGAAGGAGAAGCUCAAGGAGGAGGCCGCGUUGCUACAGCAGAAGUCCGAGGAGAUGCAGGUGGUGCAGCAUGAGCAGCUGCUGCAGGAGACGCGGGCCCUGCAGCAGAGUUUCCUCUCCGAGAAGGACCGCCUGCUGGAGCGGGAGCACUUCAUCGAGCAGGAGAAGGCCAAGCUGGAGCAGCUCUUCCAGGACGAGGUGGCCAAGGCGCAGAAGCUGCGUGAAGAGCAGCAGCGGCAGCAGCAGCAGAUGGCACAGGAGAAGCAGCAGCUGGUGGCCAGCAUGGAGGAGGCCCGGCAGCGCCAGCACGAGGCCGAGGAGGGCGUGAGGCGCAAGCAGGAGGAACUGCAGCGCCUGGAGCAGCAGCGGCAGCAGCAGGAGAAGCUGCUGGCCGAAGAGAACCAGCGGCUGCGCGAGCGGCUGCGGCGCCUGGAGGAGGAGCACCGGGCCGCACUGGCGCGCUCCGAGGAGAUCGCCGCCUCGCAGGCCGUGGCCGCCAAAGCCCUGCCCAACGGCCGGGACGCGCCUGACAGCCCAGCCGCGGAGGCAGAGCCCGAGCAUGCGUUUGAUGGCCUUCGGCGGAAGGUGCCGGCCCAGCGGCUGCAGGAGGCCGGCGUCCUGAGCUCAGAGGAGCUGCAGCGGCUGGCGCAGGGCCGCACGACAGUGGCCGAGCUCUCUCAGCGGGAGGAUGUGCGCCGUUACCUGCAGGGCCACAGCGGCAUCGCCGGGCUGCUGCUGAAGCCCACCAAUGAGAAGCUGAGUGUCUACGCGGCUCUCCAGAGGCAGCUGCUGAGCCCAGGCACGGCGCUCAUUCUGCUCGAGGCCCAGGCCGCCUCGGGCUUCCUCCUGGACCCUGUGCAGAACCGGCGGUUGACCGUCAAUGAGGCCGUGAAGGAAGGCGUGGUGGGCCCCGAGUUGCACCACAAGCUGCUGUCGGCGGAGCGCGCCGUUACCGGCUACAAGGACCCCUACACCGGGGAGCAGAUCUCCCUGUUCCAGGCCAUGAAGAAGGACCUCAUCGUCCGCGACCACGGCAUCCGCCUGCUGGAGGCCCAGAUUGCCACGGGCGGCAUCAUCGACCCGGUGCACAGCCACCGCGUGCCCGUGGACGUGGCCUACCAGCGCGGCUACUUCGACGAGGAGAUGAACCGCGUCCUGGCGGACCCGAGCGACGACACCAAGGGCUUCUUCGACCCCAACACGCACGAGAACCUCACCUACGUGCAGCUGCUGGAGCGCUGCGUGGAGGACCCCGAGACCGGGCUGCGCCUGCUGCCGCUCACGGAUCAGGCUGCCAGGGGCGGUGAGCUGGUCUACACAGACUCCGAGGCCCGGGACGUGUUUGAGAAAGCCACUGUGUCCGCACCGUUCGGCAAGUUCCAGGGCAGGACGGUGAGCAUCUGGGAGCUCAUCAACUCCGAGUACUUCACGGCGGAGCAGCGGCGGGACCUGCUGCGGCAGUUCCGCACGGGCACGGUCACCGUGGAGAAGGUCAUCAAGAUCGUCAUCACCGUGGUGGAAGAGCACGAGCAAAAGGGCCAGCUCUGCUUUGAGGGCCUGCGCGCCCUGGUGCCUGCUGCCGAGCUGCUGGAGAGCAGGGUCAUCGACCGCAACCUCUACCGCCAGCUGCAGCGGGGUGAGCUCUCAGUACGAGAGGUGGCGGAGAUGGCUGCUGUGCGGCGGGCCCUGCGGGGCGCCAACGUCAUUGCAGGGGUGUGGCUGGAGGAGGCGGGGCAGAAGCUGAGCAUCUAUGAGGCCCUGAAGAAAGAUCUCCUGCCUGUAGAGGCGGCAGUGGCUCUCCUGGAGGCCCAGGCUGGCACCGGCCACGUCAUUGAUCCCGCCACGAGUGCCCGGCUCACCGUGGAUGAGGCGGUGCGUGCCGGCCUGGUGGGGCCCGAGCUGCACGAGAAGCUGCUGUCGGCCGAGAAGGCUGUGACAGGCUACAAGGACCCCUACUCGGGGCAGACUGUAUCCCUGUUCCAGGCCCUGAAGAAAGGCCUCAUCCCCAGAGAACAGGGCCUGCGUUUGCUCGAUGCCCAGUUGUCCACAGGUGGCAUCGUGGACCCAAGCAAGAGCCACCGUGUGCCCGUGGAUGUUGCCUGUGCCCGGGGCUACCUGGACGAGGAGACCAGCCGAGCCCUGUCAGCACCCAGAGACGAAGCCAAGACCUACCACGACCCCAGUUCACAGGAGCCUGUCACCUACGGUCAGCUCCAGCAGCAGAGCCGGCCCGACCCGCUGACGGGGCUGAGCCUGCUGCCGCUCUCGGAGAAGGCUGCCCAGGCCCGGCGGGAGGGGCUCUACUCCGAGCUCCAGGCCCGUGAGACCUUUCAGAAGACCAGCGUGGAGGUGCCCGUGGGCAGCUUCAAGGGCAGGACGGUGACAGUGUGGGAGCUCCUCAGCUCCGAGUACUUCACGGCGGAGCAGAGGCAAGAGCUGGUGCGGCAGUUCCGCACGGGCACGGUCACCGUGGAGAAGGUCAUCAAGAUCCUCAUCACCAUCGUGGAAGAGGUGGAGACCGUGCGGCAGGAGAGGCUGUCCUUCAGUGGCCUCCGUGCCCCGGUGCCGGCCAGCGAGCUCCUGGCCUCCGGGGUCCUGAGCAGGACCCAAUUCGAGCAGCUCAAGGAUGGCAAGACCUCGGUGAAGGACCUGUCGGCGUUGAGCUCCGUGAGCACCCUGCUUCAGGGAAGCGGGUGUCUGGCUGGCAUCUACCUGGAGGACUCCAAGGAGAAGGUGACCAUCUACGAGGCCAUGAGGCGAGGCCUGCUCAGGCCCAGCACGGCCACUCUUCUGCUUGAGGCCCAGGCGGCCACCGGCUUUCUGGUGGACCCUGUGCGGAACCAGCGCUUGUAUGUCCACGAGGCCGUGAAGGCGGGUGUCGUGGGCCCCGAGCUGCACGAGAAGCUGCUGUCGGCCGAGAAGGCCGUCACCGGCUACAAGGACCCCUACUCGGGUAGCACCAUCUCCCUCUUCCAGGCCAUGAAGAAGGGCCUGGUCCUUAGGGACCACGGCAUCCGCCUGCUGGAGGCCCAGAUCGCCACGGGCGGCAUCAUCGACCCGGUGCACAGCCACCGCGUGCCCGUGGACGUGGCCUACCAGCGCGGCUACUUCGACGAGGAGAUGAACCGCGUCCUGGCGGACCCGAGCGACGACACCAAGGGCUUCUUCGACCCCAACACGCACGAGAACCUCACCUACCUGCAGCUGCUGGAGCGCUGCUUGGAGGACCCCGAGACCGGGCUGCGCCUGCUGCCGCUGAAGGGGGCCGAGAAGACGGAGCUGGUGGAGACCACGCAUGUGUACAGCGAGGAGGAGACCCGCAGGGCGUUCGAGGAGACGCAGAUCGACAUCCCGGGCAGCGGCGGCCACGGCGGCUCCACAAUGUCCCUGUGGGAAGUGAUGCAGUCGGACCUGAUCCCGGAGGAGCAGCGCACCCGGCUGCUGGCUGACUUCCAGGCCGGCCGGGUGACCAAGGAGCGUAUGAUCGUCAUCAUCAUCGAGAUCAUCGAGAAGACCGAGAUCGUGCGCCGGCAGAACCUGGCGUCCUACGACUACGUCCGCCGCCGCCUCACCGCCGAGGACCUCUACGAGGCCCGGGUCAUCUCCCGCGAGACCUACGGCCUCCUCCGGGAGGGCACCAAGAGCCUCCGAGAGGUGCUGGAGGACGAGUCGGCCUUGCGCUACCUGUACGGCACGGGCUGCGUGGCUGGCGUCUACCUGCCGGGCUCUAGGCAGACGCUCACUGUCUACCAGGCCCUCAAGAAGGGGCUUCUGAGUGCCGAGGUGGCCCGCGUCCUGCUGGAGGCACAGGCGGCCACGGGCUUCCUCCUGGAGCCCGUGAAGGGCGAGCGGCUGACCGUGGACGAAGCCGUGCGGAAGGGCCUGGUGGGCCCCGAGCUGCACGACCGGCUGCUGUCGGCAGAGCGGGCUGUGACCGGCUACCGCGACCCCUACACGGAGCAGACGAUCUCGCUCUUCCAGGCCAUGAAGAAGGACCUGAUCCCCGCGGAGGAGGCCCUGCGGCUGCUGGACGCCCAGCUGGCCACGGGCGGCAUCGUGGACCCACGCCUGGGCUUCCACCUCCCCUUGGAGGUGGCCUACCAGCGUGGCUACCUCAACAAGGACACGUACGAGCAGCUGUCGGAGCCCAGCGAGGUGCGCAGCUACCUGGACCCGUCCACGGACGAGCGGCUCAGCUACACGCAGCUGCUCCGCAGGUGCCGGCGCCACGAGGCCAGCGGCCAGCUGCUCCUGCCCCUCUCGGACGCCCGCAAGCUGACCUUCCGCGGCCUGCGCAAGCAGAUCACGGUGGAGGAGCUGGUGCGUUCGCAGGUCAUGGACGAGGCCACCGCGCUGCAGCUGCAGGAGGGCCUGACCUCCGUGGAAGAGGUCACCAAGCACCUGCAGAAGUUCCUCGAGGGCACCAGCUGCAUCGCCGGCGUCUUUGUGGACGCCACCAAGGAGCGGCUGUCGGUGUACCAGGCCAUGAAGAAGGGCAUCAUCCGCCCCGGCACGGCCUUCGAGCUCCUGGAGGCGCAGGCGGCCACUGGCUACGUCAUCGACCCCAUCAAGGGGCUCAAGCUGACCGUGGAGGAGGCCGUGCGCAUGGGCAUAGUGGGCCCCGAGUUCAAGGACAAGCUGCUGUCGGCUGAGCGUGCGGUCAUCGGCUACAAGGACCCCUACUCUGGGAAGCUCAUCUCCCUGUUCCAGGCCAUGAAGAAGGGCCUCAUCCUGAAGGAUCACGGCAUCCGCCUGCUGGAGGCCCAGAUCGCCACGGGCGGCAUCAUCGACCCCGAGGAGAGCCACCGGCUGCCCGUGGAGGUGGCCUACAAGCGCGGCCUCUUCGACGAGGAGAUGAACGAGAUCCUGACAGACCCGAGCGACGACACCAAGGGCUUCUUCGACCCCAACACGGAGGAGAACCUCACGUACCUGCAGCUGAUGGAGCGCUGCGUCACUGACCCCCAGACGGGCCUGUGCCUGCUGCCGCUGAAGGAGAAGAAGAGGGAGCGGAAGACGUCCUCCAAGUCCUCGGUGCGCAAGCGCCGCGUGGUGAUCGUGGACCCCGAGACCGGCAAGGAGAUGUCUGUGUACGAGGCCUACCGCAAGGGCCUCAUUGACCACCAGACGUACCUGGAGCUGUCCGAGCAAGAGUGCGAGUGGGAGGAGAUCACCAUCUCCUCCUCGGACGGCGUGGUCAAGUCCAUGAUCAUCGACCGCCGCUCGGGCCGCCAGUACGACAUCGACGAGGCCAUCGCCAGGAACCUGAUCGACCGCUCGGCGCUGGACCAGUACCGCGCCGGCACGCUCUCCAUCACGGAGUUCGCAGACAUGCUCUCGGGCAACGCCGGCGGCUUCCGCUCCCGCUCUUCCUCUGUGGGGUCCUCCUCGUCCUACCCCAUCAGCCCUGCCGCCUCCAGGACCCAGGUGGCCUCCUGGUCAGAUCCCACGGAGGAGACCGGCCCUGUGGCCGGCAUCCUGGACACGGAGACGCUGGAGAAGGUGUCCAUCACGGAGGCCAUGCACCGCAACCUGGUGGACAACAUCACGGGGCAGCGGCUGCUGGAGGCCCAGGCCUGCACAGGGGGCAUCAUCGACCCCAGCACCGGCGAGCGCUUCCCCGUCACGGACGCUGUCAACAAGGGCCUGGUGGACAAGAUCAUGGUGGACCGCAUCAACCUGGCUCAGAAAGCCUUCUGCGGCUUCGAGGACCCACGCACCAAGACCAAGAUGUCGGCCGCCCAGGCCCUGAAGAAGGGCUGGCUCUAUUACGAGGCGGGCCAGCGGUUCCUGGAGGUGCAGUACCUGACAGGCGGCCUGAUCGAGCCCGACGCUCCCGGCCGCGUGCCCCUGGAGGAGGCCCUGCAGCGUGGCAUGGUGGACGCCCGGACCGCCCAGAAGCUGCGAGACGUCGGCGCGUACUCCAAGUACCUCACCUGCCCCAAGACCAAGCUCAAGAUCUCGUACAAGGACGCUCUGGACCGCAGCAUGGUGGAGGAGGGCACGGGGCUGCGGCUGCUGGAGGCCGCCGCGCAGUCCAGCAAGGGCUACUACAGUCCUUACAGCGUCAGCGGCUCCGGCUCCGCGGCCGGCUCGCGCUCUGGCUCGCGCACGGGCUCCCGGGCCGGCUCCCGCCGAGGCAGCUUUGACGCCACCGGCUCCGGCUUCUCCGUGACCUUCUCUUCGUCCUCCUACUCUUCCUCAGGCUACGGCCGCCGCUACGCCUCAGGGCCUGCGUCCUCCCUGGGGGGCCCCGAGUCCGCAGUGGCCUGAUUCGCUGCCCGCACCCCGCCCUCCCGCUCUGCAUGCGGCCAGGUUCCCCGCCCAGGCGUUGGGGUCUUUCGUGUUUAAAGGUGUCUUCCUCCCAAGCGGUGCCUAAAGUUUAACCAAAAAAAAAAACCAGACUAAUAUAUUAAUAAAUCUGUUUGCUGUCCAGACAGCCUGUGUCUUGGGGGAUGGGGCCAGUCCAGCCCCACGGACCACCUCGUCCCCCAGGUCUCCCUGCUCCUGUCUACCUGCCACUCACACAGCCAGGUGCCUUGGAGGGUCCCGAGCCAGGCCCCCAGCCCAGCCCUCCUGUGUCUCCAGGGAGGGUUUUGUCUGGGCCCAGUUCCCCCAGCCCUGCCUGCUGGGCUCCCUGACACCCAGCCACCAGUCCUAGCUGCUCGGGGCACUGGGGGUCAGCCCCGUCACAAGCAGAGCUCUCAGGACCAGCUUUCUUUCCUGUUUUCAGGACUGACUUCCGUGCUCAGCGGGCCUUGCUGGGGAGGGCUGGGGGGUGGGUGUCCUUGGGUUGGCCAUCUCUUCCAGCCUGCCCUGAGAAGCCCCUUCCCCACGGGCAGAUGAGGGUCCAGUCUACAGAGCCAGCCAGCCCCUGCCAAGCUGCAGACUCUGCCCCCAGCCCCUGACGCUCUCCCAGGACCCCAGGCCUCUGGCUUCCGCCUUCCAGCCUCAGCUCCCCUAGUAAGUGCCUUCAGUGUCCUCCCUCCCACCCCAGGCCCCAAGGACCCAGCUCUGGGGUGGGAGGGAGACCCUUUGGUGAGACUCCCCACGGCCCAGCUCUCGGGCACGCCGGCCCCGGGCCAGGCUGGGUACAGCUGGGGCUUCUGCAGGGCCCUGCUCUCCUGGGGCCCCACCCUGGGUGCUUCCUGCCUGUCUCUUCGAGGGAGACUGCCCCCUUUGUUUGGCCUCGGGGACAGGCCGCCCAGUCCAGGGCCAGCCCCUCCUGUCCCACCGUGGUGGCCCCCGCCCCCCGCCUCUACCCUCUGACUAAGCUUUGCAUGUUCCACUAACCCCGGCGGCGGCGGGUGGGACCCAGGCUUCCAGCUGCCUCCAGGAAGGCAGAACACUAACCCGACCAUGGGUGGGCCUGCCGUGCUCACCCCAAUAAAAGCAAUUCCAACCUUC
Messenger RNA from Ailuropoda melanoleuca (giant panda), 15290 nucleotides. It is a transcript of the gene PLEC, whose product is annotated as plectin. Lineage: Eukaryota; Metazoa; Chordata; Mammalia; Carnivora; Ursidae. Gene Ontology annotation, biological process: wound healing; intermediate filament bundle assembly. The record is from RefSeq and is a predicted model, not a curated record. Gene Ontology annotation, molecular function: keratin filament binding; protein binding; structural molecule activity. Gene Ontology annotation, cellular component: keratin filament; cell junction; membrane.